AUGUGUGGGUCGUUCCAACCACAAUGCCAGCCGUCACGGCAGCCAGAGGUGGAUCGCACGGCGACCGGCGCAACACCACCCCGGUCCCCGACCCCACCGCGGUCUUUGCCACCAGGCUUGCCAGAAGAUGACGCAAAAAACUCCGACAGUGUGGUGACUCUGGCGGGUAGCUUCGGUGCAGACUUCCUCCAGGACCUGUUCCGGACCGUACGGCAAGGCAAUCUGGAGGAGCUGACCGCACACCUUGGCAAGGUCAACACCGUGGCCCUGUCGCUGUUGAGCAGUGCAGGACUCGGCUUCGUCCAUCCAGACCGAGCAGGCUUGGCGGCCAGCGAGCGCGUUGAGAAAGCCGCAGAGCUCACCGCUGAGUACCUUAGUAAGGCCAGGGAGGCCGCAAGUCCCAAGAGCACUUUGCUGCUCGCAGCCUCCGAAAAGGGGCGCUACCUUGUGGUGGAGUCCCUGCUGCAGCACAAGGCCGACCCAUUGGUUGCGGACGACAAGGGCAACAUCCCGCUGCACAAAGCAGCGCAAAGCGGGAGCCUUCUCUCGGCCUUGCUGCUUCUGGACCGCAUUCAGUCCAACGACCGCUCGGCUAACAUCGCGAGCAUGGUGAAUGGUGACGGGGAGACGCCCGAGAUCCUGGCAGACUUAGAUUAUGAUGGUUGUGAAAACAGGCCUUUCGUAGCGUGUACUGGCGCGGCCAAAAGCGACAAGGAGGACUGGGUUGCACAAUUCCCGCUCUCAACGAAAGGCAGGGCUAUCGUCAAUCAGCAUGGAGAGCGCUUCCGUCUGCGAAGCGUCAACUGGUACGGUGACCAAAAUCAUGUUGUUGGAGGACUGAACGUGCAGAGCCUGGAGACCAUUUGCGGAACAGUACAGUCCUUGGGCUUCACAGCCGUCCGCCUGCCUUUCUCCAAUGAGAUGUUGAGAAGCAGUGUCGCCAGCGGUUGCAUCGACUUCGACAAGAAUCCAAAGCUCCAAGGGCUCACUGCUCUUGAGGUUCUUGACGAAGUGGUGCAUUGCUACUGGACUGGACUAGCAACAGUUUGCGUGAACAACCACACCACGCACGGUGAGUGGUGCGGCGGCCCGGACCGCAAUGGUCUCUGGUUCGACCCGACGAGCAGCUUCUACACGGAGGCACAAUGGCUUGAGGACUGGGCCAUGCUGGCGAGCCGAUAUCGGGACUGCGGCUACGUUGUGGGCUUCGACUUGCGGAACGAGGUCCGUUUCUGCCCUUGGCCGUUCCGCUACCCCAUCUGGUUGGGUGGUGGGAUUCUGCGGAAACUCCUCGGCUGCCUGGGCUUCUGCGACUGGGCCGAUGCAGCGCGGCGUUGCGCGCAACGGCCCAGGAGGAUGUGCGGGAUGGACAGUGAUCUCUCCCUGAUGUCCGUUCCUGCGGCAAGCUUGAUCAAUGCGGCUGCUGGAGACCUGCCCAGACAAAUUGUUGGUCGUGGAGCGCCGGAUUUGGCCAAUGAGGGGGCUGCGGGGCUACGACGCUUGGGCAUGAAACGUGCUGAGCAGACCAGAAGCUACACUUGCUGCGAGCAUCACAAGUACUGGACACAUGUCUCUUGCCGGAGCUCCGGAAUCGAUUGGUUCUUGGAGUACACCACUACAGCUGGAACGGUCCUGGCCGCUACCUACCUUUUGCGCACGCUUUUCUCCGAUGUGGUAGAUGUGGCAUCUUCAGGCAGUUCGAGGAGUCUGCUGAGAUUCCUGCGGAUCUUCUCACAUCAGAACUACGGCGAGAUGUCGGCAGGAGAGCUGUCCGAUGUCCUCUUCGAGCAGUGGGGUUGGCUCCUUGAAGGGGACAUCUGCCCUGUGUGGAUCAGCGAGUUCGGCACCGGUCCUGCUCCAGGAUUCGAUCUGGACUGGUUCAAGCGCUUUGUGGAGAUUCUGGGCCGGAUGGAGGUGGACUAUGCUUACUGGCCCUUGAAUGUAGGCCUCCUGGCUGUUCCAGCGGGCGUUGUGUUACGACUCCACGGGCUCCUCCCGGCCGUCGGAAGUGAGGAGAAAAAGAGUGCCGACUCGCAACUCGAGGACGCUGGGGCAGGGAGUGAGGGGAGCCAAGACAUAUCGGCUUUGAAGGGGAUUUACGGAUGGGCCCUUGCCCAUGCCUGCUGGCUUCGCAACCGUUACACGCCUGUGCAUGGCACUACUCCGUACGAGGCUGUGACUGAUUCGGCGUACAGCGGCACCAUCUGUCGCUUUGGAGAAAAGGUCCUGGGAUACCUCAAACCUGACGGCAAAUCCUCGGCGCGCUGGCGCCACGGCCUCUUUGGCUUUGGUGGAUGUGGUCGGUUUGAAGACAAUUUCGAUCCGGACUUUGCAGCCAGCUUUGAUGUGAGUGUUUUCGAGCACGGGCUCUCGUCCAUAGGGGGGAAACUUGUACUUGGGCACAAGAAGCCAGCCGCUCCUGUUGCAAUGCCUAUCCCAGCCUACGUUGGCCCUCCUCCUUCACCACCAGCCGCUGCAGAAUCGCCUCUUCCUCACGAGGCUCGAGGCUCUCCUUCACAGAUUGCAGGCACCGACUCGCCAGUGCGGUCUCCAACAUCCAUCAACUAUAGCCCUUCUGAUGGCAUGAGUGCCACGGAGGAUGCUGCUCUUUCUGAUCGUCACGGUGAUGUGUUGUCCACUGACGCAGGUGAACCCAGCUCAGCCGAGGCGGGGAUGCCCGCAAUUCCUGCCGAGGCGGGGGCAGUUGCCUCAUCCGCUCCUCUGAUUUCUGAGGCUCUGGGCCUCAGUGAGAAUCCUCGACCAGCCAAGGUCGCCCGCAGGUCUGAUGAUGACCAAGUGAUGGCUCUUGAAGGGCAGAUUUCUUUGAUUACCGCCCCUGGCUGCUGUGCGGAUGAAAUGCCGGCUGGAGAUUUGCUUGUAACCUCUGGAGAGGAUGAAAAUGUCACUUUGACGUUUGAUGGUGACACGCUUGAUGAGCUCGAGGAUUACGACCAAAGUUUUCUUGAGGAUCAGUCUGGUGACACUGAGUUGCUGCCUGAGCUGUGUCGGCCUUGCACUUCAGACAUUGAGCCAGAGCUCUCUCCGGAGGAGCUAGAAGCUUUGGAUGUGAUUGCUGAUGGAGUUGAGAUUGCUAGGCUAGAAGGCAUGACUGUGCUGCUUCCUGAGUCAGCAGCUCAUAACGAUGAGUACGCAGGUCAAGAGGCCACUCACCUCACCACGCGCAUGGUGCGCACGUGGCGUGAGAAGGAGCUUGGUGGCUCCCCAGUUUGGUACCGACGCAGCCGGUACGUGGCCCGAGAGUAUGCGUGGCUCAAUGAGCGUCAUGACCUCUUUUCGCCCGCCUCCACAGCACUUUCGAACCGCUUGUUGCCGAUCCAUUACCUGUGUCACGAGCCUGACCCUGAUGAUCCUUGGGUCAUGGUCGCCCUCGACAUCCGUGACGCUUACCUUAGCGUCAAGCAGACCCGCCUGGUCAUUGUGCAGCAUGCAGGUGUCCGCUACGUGCUGGGACGAGUCCUGCCUGGACAGCGGGACGGAUCCAAGGAGUGGUACUUGGCAUUUUCCAGUUUUCUUGAUGAAGCCUUGGGUUUUAAGAAGUGUGAUGCUCUGCCCUCGUUGAUCCGCGAGCCAGCUUCCAAGUUCAGUAUGCAGAUGCAUGUCGAUGACUUGUUGGGUGCAGGCAGCAAGCGCUUUCUUCUUGAGCGCCUCCGGCCCACGCUUGAAUCAAAGUAUCGUGUAAGCAUCCGCAUCCUUGAGGCUCCGGGGGACACGAUUUCGUUCUUGAAGCGGCAUCACACACUUCUUGCUGGCGGUAAAAUGCUGCUAACACCCUCGGCCAAGCAUUUUGAAAAGUUGUUUUCUGUGAUGAAAAUCGAUGAACGGAGUGCUCCGAAGAAGACUCCUCAUGCGCCGCAGCUUGAUGAAGUAGACAACAGCGAGCUUCUCGCGUGUGCAGAUGCAAAGGCUUUCCGCUGUGCCAUUGGCAUUCUUUUGUACUUGGCAGUGGAUUUGAUCGAGUGUCAGGGUGCCAUCCGUGCGUUGAGCAGCUACAUGAUUUCGCCAACACGCAAUGCGCAGGCUGCUUUGAGGCAUCUGUUGAAGUAUCUUCUUGAAGGCCAACACCAUGGUCUCUUGCUUGAUCGCAGAAACUGUUACAACGGAGUUUCCGGCGAGAUUCCGAGAACGAGCCAGCCGGUCCUGUGCUUAGAAGCUUUUUCGGACGCCAACUGGGCGGUUGCCUUUUUGUACAGCUCUAGCCGUACACAAAGGGUGAUUGCUUUGAGCUCAGGGGAAUCGGAAUUGCUUGCGGCGACGUCUACACUUUGUGACGCUUUGUUUGUUCGGCAGCUGCUCGCUUUCAUUGCCGACGAUGAGCCACCCCAGAUUCAUCACUUCCUGGACGCCAGCGCUGCCAAAGGCAUCAUGGAGCGAAGCGGCGUCGGCCGCGUUAGGCACUUGAGCGUCCGAGUCUUGUGGACUCAGCAGCUUGUUGCGGAUAAGAUCAUCAUGCUUCGCAAAGUUGCAACAUCGAUCAAUGUGGCCGACCUGAACACCAAAGGCCUUUCUCGGAGCCGCAUGCUCAUGCUUUUGCACAUCAUCGGUUGCUGGCAUACUGUGCAUGAGUGCUUUGUUGGAGAAGAUGAGAUUGCUGAUCUACGCUACAAGCAAGCAAUGAAGGACGCUGUGCGUGCCGUCCGCUCCACAUCGAGUGCGUCCGUGAGUAAGCCUAUGAUUCAGGCCAUUGUCAUCGCUGUUGUGAGCGCCUUGAGUCGUGCUGCGGAUGAUGCUGACGGUGACAACGGCUUGGAUGACUCAGGAGCUGAUCUUCCUGACUGGGCUAACCGGGUCCUUGUGUGGUUCUUAGGACUGUGGGUCCGCGAUGACACUGGCGUGUCUGUCAUCGACAUGCUUGUGCAGCCCCAUGCUUUGGUCCUUGCGUGCGUGACAAUGCUGAUGCUUGUGUUGUGCAUCCGCACUUUGUGCUGCAGGGUAUCUGAUCGCGGCCAGGUCAAUGUGCAGAUCGCUGGCCCUCGUGAUCAUGUCUCCUUUCAGUUUGAUCGCCAGCUCAAUUUGCAUGUUGGAGUUGGUGCGCCUGGGACUCCUACGAAUCCUCUGUCUUUCGACUUUGAUGGUGAUGAUAGCCCUCCACAUGUUUUGUCCGCGCUACGCAAAGGUGCAAGGCCCAAAGCUUCUACCAGACCAGGUCCGAGGUACGAAGAUGAGGAUGCUCCUCAUCCCGACGCGAGUUCGUCAGCAGCACCGCCCACUGGUGCGAUGAAUGCAGUGCAGGCUCAUGUGCCUCCUGCUGACCAUGCAUCAGCACCUGGAACACCAGCAGAGUCAAUGAGUUCGCAGCUUUCGACGCAGUCGUUCCGUGAGCUGCACGGGUACCCUAUCGCCGUGGCACGGAGGAUGAACCACCGUGGGAGCCUCGUGUGGGUGUCGCACACGGGCCGCUGCUAUCAUCGUCUCCGGUGCUUUAAGCUUGAUGGGUGCGAUCGUGUGAAGGCGUACGAGCGCCACGAAGCACAGAACCGCGGACUCCGUGCAUGCAAGAAAUGCAAUCCUUGA
Symbiodinium sp. CCMP2592 is the source of this 5532-nucleotide messenger RNA. The record is from the annotation of a GenBank genome assembly. Lineage: Eukaryota; Dinophyceae; Suessiales; Symbiodiniaceae.